AGUGCGUCACGGCCGCGCGACCAUUCUUCACCUUGUCACUCGCAACUGGGCCGUCUCUGGAUUCUUUCUCGAGUUGCUACGCGCGCGCAGAAGCUCCGAUCCAUGGCACUGUCGCCUAGAGGUUGCACGGUUCUCAUGGCCCUGCUGCUCGUGGCCGUGGUCACUGCCCUUGCGGCGCCGGCCGUGACAGCAGCCGGCCUGGAGUGGACGCCCAGCGAGCGCCACAAAGCCCGCUCUCCGAAGGCCCCGACCGCGCUGCCUUCGGCGGCUGCGCCAGCCGGGGCGCCUCCCACCCCGGGGCUGUACCCUCCCCAUGGGAUGGCAGCGGCGGCGCCUGGCCCUACGCAGGGAGCGGAGGCUCCCGCCCCAUCGCCUUACCACAACGACGGUGCGGCUGCUGUGCCGUUCGCGUGCUCGAGUGUGCUCCUGGUCGUCGCCGGCGUGGCCGCUGCGAUAGUGGUCUGAAACUACGAAUGCGGCACUGAUCGAUAUGUGAAUCAUGUUGUACCGCGGCACCCAAUUCCACUGGUGCUCUAUCAAUGUUUCAUCUUUCUUUUAUCAUGCUCUAUGCGGUGGUGAUGGUGUUCUUGUGCUGCGGUGCUGGUCAUAAUGUAAUCAAUGCUCUCAUUACUAUCUGAACAAUUUGUGUAUCGCAGAAAAGGAACUACGAAAUUGUUGUAAAUUUAUUAGAGAAAUAAGUGACAUGCUUCCUU
Zea mays is the source of this 713-nucleotide messenger RNA. RefSeq lists its product as uncharacterized. The record is from RefSeq and is marked validated. Lineage: Eukaryota; Viridiplantae; Streptophyta; Magnoliopsida; Poales; Poaceae.